AUGAGUGUCCUGGUCAAUUCAAUUAUUUCUUUAACUCAUUUACACAACAAACUUCGUUCUCGUCGUUCUCGAUUACUUGUAUUAUGUUCGUCGUUAGGUGUCUUCUACUAUCUAUUACGUAAAUAUCGUCGAUAUUUGAUUUUAAAACGACGCCGAUAUAUAUCUCCACCAACGACAUCGAAUAAAGAACAAACCAAGAUUAUUCCAUCGAUUAAUAAACGAUUUUUAGAACAACUACGUGUAUUAUUAAAAAUUCUUUUUCCAAAAUUCGCAACUGAAUCAUCUUUUCUUCUACUAUUACACACAAUAACAUUGCUAUCACGAACAUUUUUAUCAAUAUUUAUUGCUCGAUUAGAUGGAGCUAUUGUCAAAAGUCUUGUACAACGAAAUGCAAAUGAUUUUAUUCGAACUUUAGCAAUAUUUUUGGCUGUUGCAAUACCAGCUAGUUUCAUUAAUAGUUUAAUACGAUUUGCAGAAUCAAAACUAGCAUUAGCAUUCCGAACAAAACUCACAAAAUAUGCAUACGAUUUAUACUUUCGAGUGAGUUAUAGAUCCUAUACUGUGAUCAUACACUAUCUUUUUUUAUACCGUUUGUUUUCUCUUUCUCAUGAAGAUUCCUCUACGUCAUUUCUUCCCUUCGGAAACUUUCUGUCAAGUUUUUUGAUCAAAAUCCCUUCAAAAUAAAAUCUAAUAAUGUAUAAUUCCAAGAGAACCGCUAAUAGUGGACUUUUUAGGAUCAGAGGUACGACUGCACCUACAAAAACUCGUCUAGAUAUAGAUACCAGAGAUGUGCGCAGGGCGCUUAUUUUCGACCUGUUCUGCCCUGUGCGAUCCUGUUCUGUUUAAUUCAUAAAAAAAAUUUCUUCCUGUUCUAUGCACACCUCUGAUAGAUACCGAAGUUAUGACUACAUUAGAAAAUGUCUCAUUUUUGAACUUUUUGACUGCCCACCCCUGAUAAGUUAACCAUGUUCAAUACACUCUCUCCUUUAAUUAAACUCCUACUUCAUGUUCUUAAGCCACUUAUUUUCGAGAUUUUUCAACUUUAACGCACUUCAUAGCUGAUAACUAUAAUUUGGAAGUAACGAUAAGUUGACGGCUUAAGAGUGAUAAAUAUGAAUUGUUAAAGCUCUAACUACUUCUGAAAAAUUUCGCGUUAAAAAUGUGAAGAGUUUUUAGAAGUUUCAGUUUUCAAAACGAAGAUGAAAAAGAAUGUUAAAGGAUCUUCAAAAGAACAAAAUUUUGACAAAAAACUUAACCAUAAACCUUGAAAAGGAAUGUAAAUAAUACCGAAUUUAGACAUUUUUCUAAUCUCAUUCGCGCUAACUGUUUAAAAAUAAAAAGUAAUCUUGAAAGCAUGUAGACUUAGAAAUUUCUCAAAUAUAAAUAAACAUUUAAGUCUAGAAAAAUUGUUCGUUAUUUAUAAAUUUGACUUUUGUCAGAGAUACGUCUUAAAGCCUCAACUAUUCAUAUUUAUCGCUCUCAACUUGUUUUAAGAUGAGGUAUUUCCAAAUUAUAUUAUCCAUUUCAAAAAAGAAAGACCAUGGCCAUUUGUUUAAUAACUUUUUCUAGGAUGUAGCUACGGAGCUGCGGUUUUCACUAGUCGAAAGAAAAAU
Messenger RNA from Didymodactylos carnosus, 1613 nucleotides. The record is from the annotation of a GenBank genome assembly. NCBI's taxonomy places the organism in Eukaryota, Metazoa, Rotifera, Eurotatoria, Philodinida, Philodinidae.